UCUGUCUCAAGUCGUGUUUGGUUUGCUUUUUGGUGGCUCUCUCGUCUUCUCUCUCUUUCUCGUGUGUUUGCUCUUCAGGAAAGUGAGAGAAAAUUGAUGGGUUGUUUUCCCUGCGCUGGAAAAUCAAACAAAAAAGGGAAGAAGAAUCAGGAAAAGAACUCCAAGGAUCAGAUCCCAUCCACUUCAGAAAGGUUGAAGGUUAAUUCGUCAGUAGAUGGAAGGAAGGAUGCCUCCAAGGAUGGAGGCUCAGAUCACAUUGCAGCACAUACAUUCACAUUUCGUGAAUUGGCAGCUGCAACAAAGAAUUUCAGAGCAGAAUGUCUUUUGGGUGAAGGGGGUUUUGGCAGAGUCUAUAAAGGGCGAUUGGAGAGUACUAAUAAGAUCGUAGCUAUCAAGCAACUUGAUCGUAAUGGACUCCAAGGGAACCGAGAAUUCCUUGUCGAAGUAUUGAUGUUAAGCCUGCUGCACCACCCUAACCUUGUUAACUUAAUUGGUUAUUGUGCUGAUGGAGAUCAGAGACUCUUGGUUUACGAAUACAUGGCAUUAGGAUCUUUGGAAGACCAUCUACAUGACCUUCCACCUGAUAAAAAACGACUCGACUGGAAUACAAGAAUGAAAAUAGCUGCGGGUGCCGCAAAAGGCUUGGAGUAUUUGCAUGACAAAGCAAGCCCUCCUGUCAUAUAUCGUGAUUUGAAAUGCUCAAACAUUUUACUUGGUGAAGGGUAUCAUCCAAAGUUAUCGGAUUUUGGCUUGGCAAAAUUGGGUCCAGUCGGGGAUAAGACCCAUGUGUCAACUAGAGUGAUGGGGACCUAUGGAUAUUGUGCACCAGAAUAUGCAAUGACAGGUCAACUUACGUUAAAAUCAGAUGUUUAUAGCUUUGGUGUUGUUCUUCUGGAAAUCAUCACUGGAAGAAAAGCAAUUGACAAUUCAAAAGCUGCUGGGGAACACAAUUUGGUUGCAUGGGCACGGCCUUUAUUCAAGGAUAGAAGGAAAUUCUCACAGAUGGCUGACCCAAUGCUCCAUGGCCAAUACCCAUUAAGAGGUUUGUACCAGGCUCUUGCUGUGGCUGCAAUGUGUGUUCAGGAGCAGCCUAACAUGCGGCCCCUUAUAGCAGAUGUAGUCACUGCCCUGACCUAUCUUGCUUCCCAAAAAUAUGACCCUGAAACCCAGCCGGUCCAAAGCUCCCGGAUGGGCUCUUCCACCCCUAGAUCCAGAAGGGAACUGUGAUGAUGGUGUCGUCUUGGGUUAGAGAGAAAUCAAAGCCAGAAGAUGAAUCUGAGAUUGUUGAAACCUCCAAAAGCAAGUUGAUGAGAUUCUUUUAACCCCCUAUGAUUCAAUUGGAUUGGAUUGCUUGGUGUCACCCUACUAGCUUUGGUACUGCUUGAGGAAGAUUUCUCUAGUAAUGAAGGGUAUAUUUUGUGGACAGAUGGUCAAAUGGAUUGGAGCUUUUAGUGCUAAUGCAUGGUGGGUGCCUGCCUGUUCAUGGAAUUUUGCAUCUCCUCUCCUGAUAAAUAGGUAUUUUUCUUGUAAUGGGAGAAUUUUUUUUAUCUGCUGCUGAUUUCUGGUCGCUUCUCUUUCUUUGGAUGUACAAUUGAGCUUGGUCCUUGUAUCUAAAUGCCAUUUAUAAAUUUAUAGUAUGAACUGGUCUCCUGUUAAAUAGUAACCCCCUAUUGGUUUAUCAGUAAAUUACAGCCUUGGAUCCAUCCA
Messenger RNA from Vitis riparia (riverbank grape), 1707 nucleotides. Its product is annotated as probable serine/threonine-protein kinase PBL7. The transcript has 5 exons. Gene Ontology annotation, biological process: protein phosphorylation. Bases 97 to 1227 code for a protein of 376 amino acids. Gene Ontology annotation, molecular function: protein kinase activity; ATP binding. NCBI's taxonomy places the organism in Eukaryota, Viridiplantae, Streptophyta, Magnoliopsida, Vitales, Vitaceae. The record is from RefSeq and is a predicted model, not a curated record.